Messenger RNA from Seriola dumerili (greater amberjack), 767 nucleotides. It is a transcript of the gene fgf8a, whose product is annotated as fibroblast growth factor 8. The transcript has 5 exons. Gene Ontology annotation, cellular component: cytoplasm. The record is from RefSeq and is a predicted model, not a curated record. NCBI's taxonomy places the organism in Eukaryota, Metazoa, Chordata, Actinopteri, Carangiformes, Carangidae. The coding region runs from base 75 to 716 and encodes 213 amino acids. Gene Ontology annotation, biological process: regulation of cell migration; positive regulation of cell population proliferation; positive regulation of protein phosphorylation. Gene Ontology annotation, molecular function: type 2 fibroblast growth factor receptor binding; type 1 fibroblast growth factor receptor binding; growth factor activity.
UUCAAACGAGAUCAGCUGGACUUUGCUGCUCCGGUCACAAUUUACUGGAAGAGCUUUUUUCACCUGCAUCCAACAUGCGACCCAUCCCAUCCAGACUCAGCUAUCUGUUUCUACACUUAUUUGCAUUCUGCUACUACACUCAGGUAACCAAUCAGUCCCCGCCUAAUUUCACGCAGCAUGUAAGCGAGCAGAGCAAAGUGACGGACCGCGUGAGCCGCAGGUUGAUCCGGAUCUACCAGCUGUACAGCCGGACCAGCGGCAAGCACGUUCAGGUCCUGCCCAACAAGAAGAUCAACGCCAUGGCCGACGAUGGAGAUGUGCACGCCAAACUCAUCGUGGAGACGGACACAUUCGGGAGCCGAGUGCGCAUCAAGGGAGCUGAGACGGGCUUCUACAUCUGCAUGAACAAGAGGGGGAAGCUCAUCGGCAAGAAAAAUGGACAAGGCCGCGACUGUAUCUUCACUGAGAUUGUCCUGGAGAACAACUACACAGCGCUAAGGAACGCCCGCUACGAGGGCUGGUACAUGGCCUUCACCCGCCGUGGGCGGCCACGGAAAGGCUCGCGGACGCGCCAGCACCAGCGCGAGGUCCAUUUCAUGAAGAGGUUGCCGAAGGGACAGCAGCCCGCCCACCCGAGCCACCACCGGCCUUUCGACUUCAUCCACUACCCCUUCAGUCAAAGGACUAAACGCACACGGUACUCGGCAGAGCGCUGAGGAGGAGGAGGAGGAGGAGGAGGAUAGAAAAGACAGAGAGAAAGAAGAGAA